GCUGAUCUCCUGUCAGUCUACUUAAGUGCGUGGACAUGCUGCGUGUCCCGCAUCGUUUCCCCGCAUCAAGAAGGCGACUUUGCGGAACAAUUUAAAGGCCACAGAGGCCCCGGUGCCACUUAAGUGUCAGUGUUCUCACGAAGCCGCGAUGCAGCCUCUGGGGUCCCUAUGAGAAGGGACGGGGGUGGUGCUGGACGCUCUAAAGGACUAUGAAGACAGGGGAUCCGGCGUCUGACGGUCUCUGGGUGCCGCUAUGAGAGUCAUAGACGUUUUUUUCCGCAGAAAGCGGGGCAGUUUUCUGAAAACCCUGCUGAGUCUGACUCUGAUCUGCGCAUCUUUCCUCAUGAUCCACAAGCUCAAAGUGUCGGAGAAAGACGGACUGGGAUUUAAACAUGUGAGGAGCUUUGGCUGGUGCUCCGGUUCGGACUGUUUUCCAUUCAGGAGCGGCGACGUGAAACCCGGCGUGGACGGCUCGAACCCCGCGGGGCUGCGCGCGGACGUGCGCGCCAACCAGUCCUGGGACGCGCAGGUCCUCAACUGCACCGAGGACGCGUCGGUGAGGUCCAAGGACUGGUUCCGGCGCUUGGAUCCCAGAUUCCACCAGUUCGUGCUGCACAGACACUGCAGGUACUUCCCCAUGCUCAUCAACCACCCGGAGAAGUGCGCGGACACGGACGCGCACCUCCUCAUGGUGAUCAAAUCCGUCAUCGAGCAGCACGACCGGCGCGAGGCGGUGCGCAAAACGUGGGGCGAGGAGAGGACGGUGAACGGGAAGAAGAUCAAGACGCUGUUCCUUCUGGGGACCCCGGCGCCCGGCAAGGACACCAAGAACCUCCAGAAACUGAUCGAGUACGAGGACAGGAUCUACGGGGACAUCCUGCAGUGGGACUUCAUGGACACCUUCUUCAACCUGACCCUGAAGGAGGUCAACUUCCUCAAAUGGUUCGACAUAUUCUGCCCCGGCAUCCAGUUCAUAUUUAAAGGCGAUGACGACGUUUUUGUCAAUACGGAAAACCUCCUGGACUUCAUCGACUUCAAAGUGGAGCAGCGCAAGGAGGCCGGUCUGUUUGUGGGGGAUACCAUUACCAAGGCGAUCCCCAUCCGGAACCGACAGAGCAAGUACUACAUUCCUAAAGAGCUAUACGAUAAGCCAUAUCCCCCGUACGCGGGCGGCGGGGGGUUUCUGAUGUCCGGCCUUUUGGCCAGGAGGCUCUUCCUGGUUUCCGAGGAGCUGGAGCUGUACCCCAUCGACGACGUGUUUCUGGGCAUGUGCCUCAAGAAGCUGCAGGUGUACCCAGAGAUGCACCCGGGCUUCCGGACCUUCGGCAUCACCAGGCGCAGGGUGAGCCCGAUGAACAACGACCCCUGCUUUUACAAAAGCCUGCUGGUGGUGCACAAACUGACGGCGCACGAGCUGCUCAAGAUGUGGAGCGUGGUGCACGACGCGGACCUGGUGUGCGCGCAGCGGACCUCCAUGUGAUCGGUGACGCUGGGUUUAUGUGAGGUACCAAAGGUGGCCGGACGACGGAAACAUCGUGUGUGAUGCUGCACGCGCACACCUUCACCCGAUCCGUUAUUGUUGUAUUCACGCUUAUAACCAUUUUUAAUGACUAAAGUUGGUAAAUUUGUAAAAAAAAAAAAAAAAAAAAGUCAGAUAUUGUUCGUUUGUGAAUAUAUUGUUCAAUUUGACUUUUAUUUUGAAAUUUUAUUUUUGAGGGGGGCCAAAAACCAAAGACGCCAAACGGCAGUAAAAUUGGUGAAAGCUGUUAAAUCAUUUGUAUGGUUUUGUGAACUUUGUAAUACAGAGUGGAUGUUAAAUGCUUUGAUUCACGCUGCGUUUUGUAAUGAAGAGCUGUGAGAGGAAGCUAUUAUUAUAGAAUAAAAUCACGACCUCACUACCUCUGCAGUCAGAUAGUAUUCACCUGAUUGCCAAACAGAGAGCUGCAGGCCCUGAGCAGCUCCGACUCUCAGGCUCAAAUAGUAUUUGAAGCUCUUGGCCGAGUGAAAUCACAUUCCCAGUCUUAAGCUUAGUUUGGCUUUAUUUAAACAAAUAGAUGCGUUCACAGAAAAAUCUGCCGUUGUAUGUAAAAUUAUUCAGACGUGCUGAAUAACAUGAAACCCAACUAAUUAUUCACUGUUGCAACACACCUCAGCACAGAAGUUUAUUACAGCAAAUGUGAUGGAUUGAACAUAUAUUAUUUUAUAACUAUUGUAACAGAUGGCACACGUGUUAAUAAAUUACUUGCAAUUCUCUAUUAAAAAGACAGAAAGCACCUGA
Betta splendens (Siamese fighting fish) is the source of this 2278-nucleotide messenger RNA. It is a transcript of the gene b3gnt7l, whose product is annotated as UDP-GlcNAc:betaGal beta-1,3-N-acetylglucosaminyltransferase 7, like. The record is from RefSeq and is a predicted model, not a curated record. The coding region runs from base 254 to 1480 and encodes 408 amino acids. NCBI's taxonomy places the organism in Eukaryota, Metazoa, Chordata, Actinopteri, Anabantiformes, Osphronemidae. Gene Ontology annotation, molecular function: hexosyltransferase activity. Gene Ontology annotation, cellular component: membrane. The transcript has a single exon.